AUGUUUGAGGAGGGUAGGAAGUCCUGCCGUGUCCCUGAAGCCGGUCGGCCCGUGGCGGGGUGUCAUCAGUCGGCUCGGCACUGCUGUUCGCCAUUUAAAAUUUUGACUCGGCUGACGCGCGACGCGAAGCAUAUGCUUCCAUCCAUCUCCGUCGAGCACUCGACGCCAAUCUCGAGUGGUCCAUCGCCAAACGAUCGCAAGCGGAAGCGACAAAGUCGGACAGAGCCAUCUCGCAGUCCCUCCGACCAGAGCACCAUUCAUGCUCUAUUUUCUACUCAACAAAAGCCGAACGUAUCCUCUGAGCUUUCCUCGACGAUAAACAAACGUAACAAACCCGCCGAGGCCGCCCCGACUACCACGCCACCAGGGUGUCUUUCAUCGAAAGACAUGUACAGCUUCCCGUCGCGAUCUCACAACGCCAAUGCCGCUUCAAACAAUACCGUAGACUUGACCAGCGAAUCGCCUACUACGUCCCCUGUUCGCAGAUUUAACAAUGGUGUCCGACCUGCUGGCAGAGCUGGUCUACUUGCCCAUGGUGGCGCCAAAAAGCUGGUGGUGAAGAAUCUCAAAACGAAUACGAGCUGGGACAGCAAGGCAUAUUUGGAGCAGAUUUGGGGCCAACUAGAUGUGGCUCUGGGGCUGAUUUUCACGGAGCGGCACAACAAUGCGAGCAAAGAGGACUUAUAUCGUGGCGUAGAGAACGUUUGUCGGCAGGGAGGUGCCUCAACUAUAUUCACACGACUAGAACGACUAUGCAGGGCACACAUGGAGCUCGUAGUACGCCCGGCUCUACUCGAAGAAGCGGGAGCGGAAAACAUUGCGUUGCUACGAGCGGUUUUGGAGCAAUGGACUCGCUGGGCUCAGCAGAUGACCACGAUCCGCGCCAUCUUCUUCUUUCUCGAACGCUCAUACCUCCUCUCCUCCAGCAAACCUACAAUCGAUCAGUUGGCCUCUCAGCUUUUUCGCGAGAUCAUCUUUCAAAACGUCACUCUCAAGGCAAAGAUAGUCGACGGUGCAUGUGAUUUGGUCUCUGCCGCCCGAAGUCAAGAUCAGGCACUGGACAAGGAUUUAUUCCGACAAGCGGUCGCUCUGUUUCAUGCACUCUCGACAUAUACCUCAUCAUUUGAGCCUCGAUUCCUGAGUUUGGCGCAGGAUUACAUCGUCGCUUGGUCGGAUCGGACGAUUACUGAAAUGACUGUCCCACAGUACGUUACCCUUGCGGGUGAGCUCAUCGCACGAGAGGUGGAGCGAUGUGAGGAGUUCGAACUGGACAGCAGUACAAAGCGUGAUCUCCUGAUCAUGCUUGAAGACCACAUCAUUGAGCGCCAGCAGCAGGCAUUAAUAAAGGAGGAAGCACUGGCAUCUCUUCUCGAUAACAAUGCCAUUGCUGAGUUAGCCGGACUGUAUGAUUUGCUUGAACGUCGAAGAUUGGGGGAGAAACUCAGCCCGCCAUUUGCGAAAUGGGUCGAAUCCACAGGAACCAGCAUCGUCUUUGCGAGCAAUACAGACGACAUGAUAAUCCAUUUGCUAUCACUCAAGCGAAGACUAGAUUUGGCAUGGCGGACUGCGUUUCAGCGAAACGAAAGCCUCGGCCACGCAUUGAGGGAUGCAUUCGCGACCUUCAUGAACAAGACAAAGAAAGGUGACGCAACCUGGGGUACAGACAACACGAAAGUGGGCGAGAUGAUUGCAAAAUACGUCGAUCAGCUCCUGAGAGGUGGCGCCAAGGCGAUUCCAGAUGUAUUGACGGCACGGCGGGCAUCGACAGCCGCUGCUGAGGUUCCUGCGGCUGGAGAAGAAGACAAUGAAGACCCCGACGUGGACGAAGACGCAGAGGUCAACAUUCAGCUCGAUCAAGUUCUCGACCUGUUCCGAUUCGUGCAGGGUAAGGCUGUGUUCGAAGCAUUCUACAAGAAAGACCUCGCCCGCCGUCUACUCAUGGGACGAAGCGCGUCUGCGGAUGCGGAGCGCAGCAUGCUUGCACGACUGAAGACGGAAUGUGGCAGUGGCUUCACACAGAAUCUCGAACAGAUGUUCAAGGACGUGGAGCUGGCCCGCGAAGAACUUCAGUCGUACAAGCAGCGCCUAGAAGAUCGCAUGGACUAUGAAAAGGGCAAGAGUCUCGACUUGAGUGUCAAUAUCCUGUCUUCUGCCGCCUGGCCAACGUAUCCCGACAUUCCAGUUGUCAUUCCAGCUAAUGUCAAGCGCGCCAUUGAUGGUUAUGAACUACAUUACAAAAGCAAACAUACGGGACGUAAGCUGGAUUGGAAACACGCCCUCGCUCAUUGUCAAAUGCGUGCAAAAUUCAACAAGGGCGUCAAGGAGCUAGUUGUGUCGAGUUUCCAAGCUGUUGUCUUACUUCUCUUCAACGACAUGGGCGAGGAUGAGCAGAAGCCAUAUUUGGAGAUUCUCGCCGAGAGCGGGCUGCCCGAAGCCGAAGUCAAACGCACCCUCCAGUCCCUCGCCUGUGCCAAACUGCGCCCACUCACCAAGCAUCCCAAAGGAAAAGAUGUCAACAACACCGACACCUUCUCCAUCAAUCUCGGCUUCGAUCAUCCGAAAUACCGCGUCAAAAUCAACCAAGUCCAACUGAAAGAAACCAAGGAGGAGAACCAAGAGACCCACAUGCGCGUGGCCGAAGAUCGCAAUUUCGAAACCCAAGCAGCGAUUGUCCGUAUCAUGAAGAGCCGCAAGACCAUUUCUCAUUCCGAAUUGGUCGCCGAGGUCAUCAAGGCGACCAUCUCCCGCGGCGUGCUGGGUGUGGCGGAUAUCAAGAAGAACAUCGAUCGCUUGAUCGAGAAGGAUUAUAUGGAGCGCGAGGACGGCAAUAUGUACUCUUAUGUGGCGUGA
Dissoconium aciculare CBS 342.82 is the source of this 2850-nucleotide messenger RNA. RefSeq names its product Cullin-domain-containing protein. The coding region runs from base 1 to 2850 and encodes 949 amino acids. Lineage: Eukaryota; Fungi; Ascomycota; Dothideomycetes; Mycosphaerellales; Dissoconiaceae. Gene Ontology annotation, molecular function: ubiquitin protein ligase binding. Gene Ontology annotation, biological process: protein ubiquitination; DNA damage response; ubiquitin-dependent protein catabolic process. The record is from RefSeq and is a predicted model, not a curated record. Gene Ontology annotation, cellular component: Cul4-RING E3 ubiquitin ligase complex. The transcript has 3 exons.